This is a messenger RNA of Sitodiplosis mosellana (orange wheat blossom midge), 4074 nucleotides long. RefSeq names its product ubiquitin carboxyl-terminal hydrolase 1 (gene Usp1). Gene Ontology annotation, cellular component: nucleus; cytosol. Lineage: Eukaryota; Metazoa; Arthropoda; Insecta; Diptera; Cecidomyiidae. Bases 1656 to 3905 code for a protein of 749 amino acids. Gene Ontology annotation, biological process: protein deubiquitination. The transcript has 4 exons. The record is from RefSeq and is a predicted model, not a curated record. Gene Ontology annotation, molecular function: cysteine-type endopeptidase activity; cysteine-type deubiquitinase activity.
CAUGUACACACAUACACCUCGGACAGACGAGGAGACGAGUUGAGACCAAAAUCUGAUCUAUUUUCUCAUACACAUUUGUUUCAAUUUCUUUCGAUUUUAUUUUUGUCACCGAAGUAUAUUUGCAAUGUUUUUGACUACAACACCGUUGCAGUUGGAUUAUUUAGUUGAUUGGAAUGAAGAGGAUUUUAGUGAAAUAUUAAGUCUUUAAAUGUAAAUAUGUGUAAGAUCCCACAGAAGAAAGAAGAAAAAACCAGCAACAACAGUGUUUUUUCUUCCCUUUUUUAACUUCCAUUCGCAAUAUCUAAUUCAAUUUAUUCGAUUCGAAUGAACUAUUCAUACGACAGAAAGAGAAAAAGAGCAUCUAAAUAAACAAUCUGUGUCGCAUAAAAUAUGGAAUCUGCUUUAAAAUGUGCACAAAUACAAAUACUACUAAAAUGCUUUCUCAACGAAAAGAGAAAAAAAAAUCACACGCACACACACGCACAUACAUAUGUGUAAUGUUAUAAAAUUUGAAGUUUGACAUUAAUAGAGAACACACAUAAUGAGAGUAAAGUAGAGAAGAACAGAAGCAAAAAAUGUUUGUCGUACAAAAAUAUGAAGAAAAAACAUGGUGUACGUGUGUCAGUCAUGUGUAGUUUCUUUGUGUAUGCGCAUUUGGAUUCAUCUGCAAUUUAGUGUGUAUACCGAUUGACUUUUUACACACCGAAAAAAAAGUCAAAAAAGAAAUUAUAACAUUUACAAUAAACAUUCAAUUUGAUAGUUGUGUUUCGAUAAAUUGAAUCGGUGGAAAAAAAUGUGAUAAAUCAUUCAGUGAGCAAAAAAUUGAAGAAACUCAGAAGAUAGUCAGUUCGCGCACACGGAAUAAAUAAACCAACAAAUAAAUAAAAACAAAAACAAUAAUUUAUCAUUGCACAGUGUUUCAUUCAUUGCACAAAUAUUUCGAGUUGAUUCUUCAACAACAACAACAACAACAACAACAACAACAACAACAACAACAACAACAAAACAGCAAACCAUAUAUCGUUUUGAUAAAAAUCUAUUACAUUGAAUUAGAGAAUUGUCAUUCUGUUUUCCAUUGAAACCAUUGAGACUGUCUCUAUCGGUCCCCCAAUCUUAAACACAAUUGACUAAUCGAAAUGAUAUUUUCUAGGUCGGGAAAUUGCUCCAAAAUCAGGAUGCGUGACAAAGAGUGUAAAUCAUACAACCAACAAUUGGACGAGUUUAUAAAUGUGAACAUUUGAAACGGCAGCAAAAAAAAAGAGUUUAAAUUUUGAGUGGCAGCAGAAAAUAAUAUCGGCAGCAGUAUUAAUAAAUUGAAGAGGAACGAAAGAUAUAAAGGGGGAAAAAAGAACAAGAAACAGACAACAAUUUGAUAUCAAGAAUCAAUCAUAUUGCAAUUGCAACGACGGAAGAUCGAUAAAUAGAAAGAAUUCUAUUGCCGAGUGAGAAUCGAUAAGACGAGAGAACAAGGAUAUCAAUCGCUUCAGGCUGUGAUUUGUAACAGGUUGAUUAGAACAUUUGAAUAGACAAAGUUUGAAAGUGCGGAACGAAGGCGCACACACACACACACUCAAACCCACUGGUAUUUAUUGUUUCGGAGCAAGCUCUUCGACUGACCGCUGGAUAAAAGGCGUCAUUAAUGGAACGGACACAAGAUGUCAAUCUACGAUUAUCACUACGAUUCGGCCAGUAGUUCCACAAACGAUACAAGUGGUAUAGGCAACACCACCAAAUAUGGUGCCAACAAUAAAAAUCACAACAAUGCGACGAGCGUCGAUCCAUUUUAUUGCACCGAACUAUCGCUUAAGCAUCAACUAUGCGACAUUGCACUGUCAAUGGCUUCUUUAUGUAACAUCGGUAAUUCGUGUUACAUGAAUUCCGUGAUAUAUACACUCCGGUUUACACCACUAUUCUUGCACAAUUUACAUCAUUUAGUGAGCGAUUUUUCACAGAUUGUCAAUCGCAAAGAGACCCAAAUGAAAUUGAAAAGUGCAUCGCUUGGCCGCAAUGUAAGCAGUUUACAAUGUCAAAAUUCGCGCAGCUAUAGUAGUAAGGAUUUAGUAUCGCUCGGGUCAUCGUCAUCACCAUCAUCGUCGUCGUCGCCCGCCUAUGAAAUAAUCAAAACAACGCAACAAACAGCCGUAGAAAAAUUACACGAAUUAUUCAAAAGCCUAACUAAUAAUGAAAUUGCCGAUUCAAUAGAACCGUAUCAAUCGGAUAUUCUAUUGAAGGCGAUACAAGAUGUGAAUCCAAUCUUUGAAGGCAAUCAACAGCAGGACGCCCAUGAAUUUCUCAUGUGCAUUUUGGAUAGUAUACGAGAAUCGUGCCAAUCAUUGACCAAGGUUAUUAACGAUUAUCCGGAAAUUGUCGUUGGUGGAUUCACCGAAAGUAUUGACCGUUCAACAGCUAAAACCCCAGUAAACAUUCCACCGGCAACGGAACGAAAACCCGUUCCGUGGUUCAAACGACGAAAAGAGGACAAGAAUAAGGUGAUUGUAACGGAUUCACCGUCAAAAGAUUCCAACCAUUGUAUCGAUUCCAACAAUGCUGCGACGGUCAAUGUGGUCGAUGCAGCCAGUGAUAAAAAUGCCUGUGGCGGUUCAUUCGUUGAAACAUUGUUGAUAAGUAAACAAACGAUCCAGGAAAAAAUCAAAGCUUUAGGUUUAGAUUUCUUUAGUGAAGACUUUGAAGGCGUGACCGCGUCAUCGAUUCAGUGCUUGGCCUGUGAAACGACCACUGAACAAAAAGAGACCAUGAUCGAUUUGGCGGUUCCAAUCACAGAGAAUAUGGAAACGCACGAACUGAACGAUUCAUUUAUCCAGAAUUUAUGCAUAACUCGUGAACGAUUCCAAGGUGAUAAUAAAUUCCGUUGUGAAAAUUGCAUGGGCUUAACGGAGGCGAUUAGAAAAAUUUCGUAUCCCAAAUUACCGCGACUGCUCAUAAUCCAAUUGAAACGGUUUAGCGGUGGCAUGGAGAAGAUAAAUAGUUACAUUCCAACACCAUUCACGCUACAGUGUUUCUGUUCAGAGUGUAUUUCGGAUUAUGGCAAUGCCAGAGAGCAUGAAUACAAACUGUAUAGCGUAAUCACUCAUGUGGGUUCAACACUACAAGCGGGCCACUAUAUUGCGUACACAUGUUCGCUCAACCAAGAUAGCAUUUAUAUAGACUGUCUAAAAAAUAGAAGUAGAAAAGAUGUGCAGCUGCUGGCUCAACCGGCGGUUGUAGCGUUAUCAUCAUCAUCUUCAUCCGAAGAUAGUAUCAAUCGUCAAAAUUCCUUUUCGACGACGAACUCAUCGUCGUCGUCUGUAAAUUCUAGUACUGUGAGUAAUGUGAUGAAAAAAAUUGGCCUGGGCCGAAAAAAGAGCUCAUCAAAUCACAUCGAUAUGAGUAAGAAUAUGAAAACGGUGAAUGGUCUAAAGAGCAUAGUGAAUGGAUCGGAUAGUGGUGUGUCGGUCGGUAGUGCGGGUGAAAAUUUAUCGGCCAAUCCACCAAAGACCCUGUGUUCGAGCCAUUCAUGUUGUGGUAUCAAAAUGAAAACACCACUGGCAAGCGCGAAUAAUCAUAGCAGCAACGGCAGCAGCAGCGGCAGCGAUACCACAAUGAGCAAUGGCAACGGCACAGCAAACGAUCACACAUCAAGCGAUCAUGUGCGAAAGUGUAAUAAUAUGAUAAAUGUCUAUAGUGAUCAGUACUACGGCAAUUCAAAUAAUAUUGGUGAUAUUGGUAGCAGUAAUUAUGUCGGUCCGCACAAAUUACGGAAUGAACCGAUCUGGUAUAUGUGUGACGAUGAUAAAAUUAAAGCAAUUCCACAGCACGAAUUUCGUGAGAUGUUGUUACCGAAAAAAAAUAUGAUAACGCCGUAUUUAUUGUUCUAUGCACGAAACGAUGUCCUUGGUUCGCAUUGAAAUUUCGAACAAUCCGGCUACCAUUAAAAUGUGGGAUCAACAUAACAACAACAACAAAAGCAGAAAAAAAACACUUGUAAUUAAUAUUCAUUACUUAGAUUUAUGAAAUGUUUCAUUUUGUGCAUGUCAAAAUCAAUAAAAAAGAGAAAAAAAUGAGAAGAGAAAAAAA